Messenger RNA from Halichondria panicea, 2816 nucleotides. Its product is annotated as NCK-interacting protein with SH3 domain-like. Gene Ontology annotation, biological process: endocytosis. The transcript is spliced from 13 exons. The coding region runs from base 144 to 2696 and encodes 850 amino acids. Lineage: Eukaryota; Metazoa; Porifera; Demospongiae; Suberitida; Halichondriidae. The record is from RefSeq and is a predicted model, not a curated record. Gene Ontology annotation, molecular function: protein binding; Arp2/3 complex binding.
UGGCAAUUAUUACAAAAUUGACGGAGAGUUUAAACGUACAUAGAGAGAGACUGUUGGUGAAUAUCGAGCUAGCUGUUCACUGCACUGCACUGUACUGAAACACUGCUAGAGUAAGCUAGAGUAAGUUACUAGACUAACUUGAGAUGGCUGGGCAGCAGUACAAGGCCAAGUAUGACUUUGUUGCCAGUGGAGACGGUAUGCUGUCCUUCAAGACAGCUGACCAGUUCUCCUUGGUGAGGAAGACCAACAAUGACUGGUGGAUGGUGCGAUCCAUGAGUGGAGACAUUGGCCUAGCACCUGUUGCCUAUUUAGAGGCUGUGGGCUACAUGCAAUCCAUAGGCAGUUCUGUCAAGAAGAGCUCAUACACUACCCUCUAUGAUUACACGGCACAGAACGCCACCCAGCUCAGCUUCAAACAGGGAGAGACGCUUACCCUGCUUGACAAGACGGACGUGUCAUGGUGGACCUUGAAGACUGUCUCUGGCAAGCAGGGGCUGGUACCAGUCAACUACAUAGACAAACUGGAAACAGCUGACGAGAAGAGAGUAGACAGUUCUGUUAGUCCCACCCCCCACAGCAACGGCACACCUUCCGAGCAGGAGGCUGUUCUACUCUCCAUUGAUACUCAGAUUCAGAGGAUCCACGACACAGCUGCAACCAAUGGAGGCAGCUACACCGGGGAAAUGAGGGCCCUUCUAAAUAAACUGGUCGCCCAUCGUCAGUCUUACGUUGACUCCCUGAAGCACAACAACGUACCCUCAUCUCCCAUCAAAACCCUUGCUCAGCCGGCCAGGUCCCCGAGCUCAAGUCCAAAAAGUGUCAAAAAGAACGCAUCGUCAGGAUCACCACUGCGGGCAAAGAGGCAAGCUCCGCCUCCUCCUAGCAACCCCACAAAAACUCCCACAAAAAGUGAAACGGAUCAGGUGGCGAAGAGAGAUAAGAGCUCACAGAUAAACAAUACCAAGGACAACCGGUACAGUCUUCAAGUAACUAACACAGUGAAUGACUCGGAGGAAUUCAAGCAUCGCUUUGACUCGCUACCACGAAGAUCAGCCCCUGCUCCUCCCAACAGAAGAGACUCUCUCUCCAGGGACAACCCAGUAUCGGCGAGCAAGCCCCCCGUACAUCCAUCAAGCCCGCAAAAGAGUGGAUUCAAAGAAGCUGACCUCCAGAGCUCUUCCACGUUUAGCCCUAGCUCUAGCCUGACCCCCCCUUCCAGCCGGCGAUAUUCUGACAACAUCCACACGGGGAGCCCAUUGCCUCAGGCCGCAAGCACCUCCUCCCCACCUCGCUCACGUUCCCUCUCUGUUAGCUCCCGAGGCUCUAGAACACUGGACUCUCGAAGACGAACAAAUAGCGGUUCAUCAAAUGGUAGCCCUCGCUACUCUCGCUCACGUAGCUCCUCUAAAGAGAAUGUCAUUCAACCGAGGAUAGAGCUGCCCAAAAGCUUCCCCAAGACUGACGGAGCAGAGUUGGUAGAGAAUAUUAGGGAACGCACGGCUGUUAGCUAUCGUAAGACUCUCCUCGCUGUGACUGGUGUGCUGGAGUUCUUGAAGGAGAAGGUGCCCGUGUGUGCUGAGAUGGUGGAUGGUCUUAUGACAGCAGUGCAGGAAUCUCAGGUUGAGAAGUCUCCAUCUGCGACAAGGAAGGCGGAGGCCAGCUCUGACCUGGUGAGACUGAGAGACAUCUUUUUUGAGAUCACAGAGUGCAAGAACGACUCGCAGCAACGAGGGUGGGCAGUACAUGACGAUCAGCAAGCCAUCGUGGACAUCAUGGAAGAGCUUCUACAGCUACUGUGUGAUGCUAAUCCUGACGUGUCUAAAGCAGCUGUGGAGGAGGACAAGUACGAGAAUGUACUCACUCUCAUUACCUACUACCAAAUGGAGCCCCGUAUCUGUAUCCGGCUGCUCCUGCUCAAGGUGUUUGGGAUGUUGUGUGGACUGGACCAGACGGUGGUGGCCGUUCUCCUCUCCUCUGUACUCCCCAACGAACUGGGCAGGGACAUACAGCAGGACCUGAAGCAGAUCCAGAAGACCCUCUACUCGUGUACUGUCUCUACCAUGAUCUUCUCUACUGGGGAGGCCGUGCCACUGCCCGUCUAUGACCAGUGGAGUGAGGAGUAUAUACUGUUCCUGCUGGACACCAUAGAGCACCCCCUGCCAGAGGACGAGGACGAGAGGGUCUCUGAUGCCUUCCUCAAUGUGAUACUAGCCUUCAAUCAGCAUUUUCCAGAUCCAUCGACUAACCUGGUGAUGAAGGCGAUCCGAAAAUGCUCUAACCCUCGGAACUUUAGUGAGAAGCUCAUGUUCCUCGUCAACAGAGGAGAGGACCCAGUGGCAAUCUCCACCCCGUGCUGUCCAGACUCUAUGACCAAGUUCCUGCUCGACCUGUUCUCUCACACGGACACGUCAGGACUCUUCUAUACCACUGACCUUAUGGUCCUCAUUGAUAUUGUCUCCAGGCAACUCGCUGACUUUGGCCCAGAAGAUGAGCCGAGGGUACACUACUUGGAGCUGUUGUUUCGAAUAGUAGCAACGACCGACUACUCUGAGCACAAACACCGACAGCACGACAUAGUGACCAGUCUCAACAGAAUAGCCAAAGAGGAGAACGCAGAGGGUACACCUGACCAUGAACUAGUCAGGAAAAUAUGGAAGACUUACCCAGGCAUUUUUGAGGAGAUUACUGAUUUAUGAUCGAUUGAUUCUUGUUUGUUUGUUGAGUGUGCCCUAGGUUGAUGUUGUGCUCAGUUUUUACUUUCACAUUCAGAUUCACCCUUGACAACGUGAACAACAGAGUUUAUUGUGAUGGCUGAA